AUGACAUCACAGCAAUCGCUCCGGCAACAGGUGCGGGACCAGAUCACAGAGUACUCGCGUCUGACGCAAGGACUGUUCACGUCGUUCGACAUUCUUGCCGACGGGAAGACACCUCCCGAGUCGCCUAAUGACAUGAUGAAGCAGAUCGUCCAACUCGACAACACCCUCAUGGGCAACGUCGACAAGAUCGAGCAACAUCAGAUUCAACAACGCAAGAUCUUGCAGGUGCGGAAGGAGAUUGAAGGUGUCGACAAGGCGAUCAUGGAAGUGAUCCGGACGCUGAGGAUGGCCAAGGAGACCUUGGAGGCUAGUCUUGAGAACCACGACGAAAAGAUGGCCGCUUCCACGGACGCACGCCUAGCCGAAAUUCCAGUGAGCGAGAUUGUGGCGUACGCAAACAGACUCGGGAACUACACGUCGGCACCGCCCAACUUUAACCCAGCAGAUCCCAACCAACCCUUUGAACCACCUUAUCCUCGGGAGGUCAGCAUGCGUGCCGGUAUUCUGAACCAACAACACGUCCCUGCAGCAGCACUGGUCUCGCUCGAUGGAGGGGUCAUGCCCGGAAUGGCCGGUCAGCCAAUACAACCCCUUGCCGUCCCCGGAGAAAGUGGGGAGGGUGUUACACCUGCGGGUGGUAUUGUUUCGGGAGUAGGAGUAGGAGUUGGCGGAGAUGGAGGAAUAGGAGCAGGAGUUGGUGGUCUUAUGAAUGGUCAUAUGGGUAUGAUGCCGCCGCAUGGAUUGAUGGACGAGGAUGAUGAUGAUUCGGGAUCGAGUUCGGAGGAUGAGGGGUUGUCGUUCUAUGGACGGAACAAGGAAAGGCAGGACCAGCAACAGCAACAGCAACAGCAACAGCAACAGCAACAGCAACAGCAGCAACAGCAGCAACAGGAGCCUGAUGAUGAGGAUGCAGCCGAUAUCUUUGAUCUCGAUCUCAGUUAG
Linnemannia hyalina is the source of this 942-nucleotide messenger RNA. The record is from the annotation of a GenBank genome assembly. NCBI's taxonomy places the organism in Eukaryota, Fungi, Mortierellomycota, Mortierellomycetes, Mortierellales, Mortierellaceae.